Messenger RNA from Punica granatum (pomegranate), 539 nucleotides. The record is from RefSeq and is a predicted model, not a curated record. Lineage: Eukaryota; Viridiplantae; Streptophyta; Magnoliopsida; Myrtales; Lythraceae.
CCCUGUUUUCUAACAAAACUCUUCGGAUUUACUUUCUUACACUCAUAACAUACAAUAUGGCCAUCACCUUCUUUACCCAGGAGUUCACCACUUCGAUUGCUCCGACAAGGAUGUUCAAGGCACUCAUCCUCGACUCCCACAACCUCAUUCCCAAGAUCGCCCCUCAGGGCAUAAAGAGCAUCGAGUUUGUUGAAGGAGGUGGUGGCGCCGGAAGCAUCAAGCAGACCAACUUCGCCGAUGGAGGACACUUGAAGUGGUUGAAGCACAGGAUCAACGCUAUUGACACUGAGAAGCUUGUGUGCAAGUACACUCUGAUUGAGAGCGACGUAGCAUUUGACAAGAUCGAGUCCGUGGUGUAUGAGGUGAAGUUCCAAGCUUUGGGUGAUGGUGGGUGUGUCUGUGUUAUGACGAGUGAGUACCUUGUGAAGGCGGGUGUGGAGCUGAAGGAGGAGGACAUCAAGCAGGGCAAGGACAAAGCCAUGGGACUCUACAAAAUUGUCGAGGAAUACCUUCUUGCCAACCCCGAGGCCUAUGCCUAG